AUGCCGGUGACCGAGCUCGCUCUCUUACGCCUCAAAACUCAAGAGCCAUCGGCCUCCCUGAAGAACAGCUUGCACGAGGCACGAGAAGCGCAAACAAAAUGGUCCAAAUACCCGGUCCGAUUCUAUCGACAGGUUGAGGACUCCGCCUACUUCUAUCUCUCUGGAGGAUGGAAUUCCGUCGAGGCACAUUGUGGAGAGUGGAUCAUAUCCGAGACGAACCAGAAGGCUCUGGGGCAAUUGAAAGAUGAUAUUGACAUUGAGUGGAUGUUUCACCUGGACAUUGAUCCUUCCACAUUCAACUCGAAGAUUCCGUACAACGCGCCUGUCAUAGCGAUCAGCAGAUACUUUGUCGAAGCAAACAGAAAAACAGAGUUCGACAGUAUCAUGAAAGCAGGUGUUCCUCACCUUGAGAGAUACACAACUCCUUUUACCUACUCUGGGGGCUGGCGCAUUGACAAAGAAGGCGAAGAUGAGGAGUUCGUGCUAUUCAGCGGCUGGAACAAAGUCGAAGACCACUUUGGCUUCGCUAGCUCCGAGGCUUUUGAGGAAUUUGGAAAGAUCAAAAACGCCCUGAAGGGCGCAGAUAUCAAGCACGUAAGGAUAGAGAAGUGGGAAUGA
Messenger RNA from Penicillium macrosclerotiorum, 618 nucleotides. RefSeq lists its product as uncharacterized. NCBI's taxonomy places the organism in Eukaryota, Fungi, Ascomycota, Eurotiomycetes, Eurotiales, Aspergillaceae. The transcript has 2 exons. The record is from RefSeq and is a predicted model, not a curated record. Bases 1 to 618 code for a protein of 205 amino acids.